CACACACACACAACUUAAAUUUAGACUAUCUCCGCUCGGUCACUACCAGUAAAUCGGAUAAGCUGCUCAUGAAUAAGUUGAUGAGCUCCUCCUCACUCCCCACCUCUCCUCCGCCCCCGCUUGUCCCGUUAAAUUCCUCCAGUCAGGCAUCAAGUUCCCCGGGGAAAGGGCGGAGAUUUGGCCUUAAACUCUGUAAUACAAGUACCGAACUGUAAGCAGAGGAGGUCGGACAAACCGACGUGGUUUUACGGAAACCUCAGACAAGACUGACUCUGUGGCUCUAAUUAACGCAGCACUGAGUGGGAGAUGAUUGGCAGGCUGAAAUGACCGGGAAUCCGAUGAUGUCGGUAUGAAGCAGGCGUACCCGGGACUAUAUUAGGGGCUGGUCUGCUCUGCUGCUACCACAAGUGAGCUCGUCUUCAAGUUGAGGUUCAAUGGCAGGGAGGUCGACCAGAAGCAUAAACGGCUCGAAUGGGAGCAGAACCGCGCCGGCCAGGGCCGCUGCUCUAGCCGAUCUGCUGCACUAUGAGUGCUCCACCUUACUGGAACUCUUUAGAAAGAAGGAGAACUUCACAGAGGAUGUGACUGACCGUCGUCUGGUGUCUGUCCCUCCUCCUUCUUCCCAGCUGGAUACCAGAGACAAACUCUGGCGCAUCCACUCGGCGUUGCUACAAUGCAAAAAGUUGCUAGAGACAGCUGUUGCCAAAGAGGAGGAGGAGCUGGGUGGUGGGAAGAAGGGUGAGUAUGAGAACCAGAGGAAGCUGGUGAAAGAAAGGUUGCCGCUGCUCAUACUUAGCACUGGAGAACUCCUCAAAGCUGCUGAAGGCACGACUUCCCUGACUCCUAGUGUGGAGGGCUUGGAGGUAAAUGUCCCAACCGGUCUGCUUGACCUGAAGCUUUGGGUGUACCGGGUCUACAAAGAGGUCAACUACUGGAGCAAGACGGCUGCUAACACCUUGAAAGACCUGCCCUCGGUCAUCGUCAAGGAAGGAGCAAGGACCACGCGGGCCAGGAACAGGAGAAGCACUCGGAGAUGAGAUGGAGAUGUGGGAAGGGUCGAUGAGGAAGGAAAAAGAUUAGGGAGAUAAAUGGCGGAGAUUGGUGAAGGGGUGAAGGUAUUGAGAAGGUAGUUGCAGAGCAAGGGGUCCAGUCAAUGUCAGGAACAAAGUAAAAGAUGGGGAACAGAAAUAGAAACAGCCAGCUGCAAGAGACAGAUUACUACUGACACAGGGAGAUGAGAAAACUGGGUUACUGUUGAUGAACCAAGGCUGCAGAUAUAUAUUUAUUUAUAUAUAUAUAUAUAUAUAUAUAUAUAUAGAGAGAGAGAGAGGAAAACAUCAUGCUGUGACAUUUAUGGCAGAGUGUAGUACAUCUCUAUUCUUUCUUUCUUUCUUUCUUUCUUUCUUUCUUUCUUUCUUUCUUUCUUUCUUUCUUUCUUUCUUUCUUUCUUUCUUUCUUAGUUUAGGCUUACAUGUGCCACUCCUUUGAUACAACUGAAACGAUUUCCUUUGGAUGCCCUGCAGCACACGAAACAUGUGAUCAGCAAUGGGCACAUUUAAUUUAUAUUAGCUGUAAACACUGGGGCUAUCAUAACACGCAGAUCAUUUCUUGGAGAUGUUGAGUGCAUGAAAGAAAAAAUAUGUUAGCAGCACCCUCUAGUGUUUACAUAGUGCAACUGCUUGGAGUCCUCCUUUUCUUUCUUAAUUUCCUCUGUGAUGUUAAGUAUCUUAAUUUAAUAUUAUGUUUGUGGUUUUUUUGAGCACUUUAUUAGCAUGAAAUAAAUCAGUCUAACCUCGUCAAUGAUUCGGGCUCUAAAGCAGGAGUAUAGCAUAAAUAUUCUAUACUCCUAAAAGCCAAAUGUUUGCAAACUCGCGCUAUAAAAAGAAACAAGGCCUUAAAACAUUAAUAGAGAUAAUUUCAUGUGCAACUUUUAUUUGUUUUAAUGCAAAAGUAGCUGUUUUACAUGAUCUACAUGCAUCAGUUGUACUUUACAACAGGCACACGGCUCUUUUUGACUGCGUCUGCAGUCACAUACACAGUAACUGGUUAAAUUGAUCACGUAUCAGAUAGUAUCAGAGUCAGAAGCGAUGCCCAAUUCCUACCUUACCUGUCUGCCUAACCUGGAUGAGGCUGCUAAUUAAAUUAGCCGAAGACUCAGAUUGUCUUUAAAGAUGUAUGAAGGCUCGGGGUAAGAAACAGAGAAGAUAAAGUAAAUGGGAUCCUUUAUAGGGAAGUCUUGCCUAGAUAGGCACUUAUCCAUAAUGAUGUGGAGGAUAAAUUAGACAGAAAGGCUGAUGGAAGAGUUUUAGCAGGUAUUUUACAAAAGCACUCUUUUUAUUCUAACGACAAGGGCACCAUUUAUAUUUCAACUUUUUAUAAAGGUUUUCUUCGCUUGGCUCUGUGCUUGCUGUGUUUAGCAUCUGUGGGCUGGUUAACUGACGGUAGGUGCACUGGGAGUAAACAAGACCGUGUGAUGUUCGGGGCACCUCGACUGUUCACCGGCUUUUUUUCCAACUACAUUUUUGCACCGGAAGGAGACCUAAAUGCAUUUGGUCAUUUGAAGUCUGAUUAAUUUCGGAGAUGAAAUGUUGCCCCUGAGAAAAUCAGACUUACUCAAGCUAUUGGCUUCAUCUGUUACCCGCACACCAAACAGCACAAAAUCAUUCUGAUUAUCUGCUUUGGAGUUUCAGCAGUGUUUUUAUGUGAUUCACUGUUAAUGAAAUAUGGCUGCUGUGUACACUGUAUGGGUUGGAGAUGUAGUUUGUUUCCUCUUGCUCAUUACUCUGUCAUUACUGCUGCUGGAGCUCACAAGGCUGACUUUUCUUUUCAUUUAUUCUCUGUCUCUCGUUCUCAGUUCUUUAAAUUGUAGAGGUUUGGUUUGAAGUAGACCAAGAGCCAUUAGAGGUUAGAAGAGGUGUAUCAAAUUUGGCCAAAAACUAAAGAACGGGAUGUAAUUUAAAAUUUAGAGUCCAGUUUAAAUAACGCAGUCCUUGCGAACAGUUCUUUAUAAUCCAGUAUAAGAAACUGAGUAAUUGCAAAAGCUGCCUGCUGGCUUUUCACAGUGAAAGAAGGCUCUAGUUAAGGUUGGUGGCAAUGACUGUGUGGCCUGUGCCUUGAUAGCUGAAAGGGAAAUAGUCAGUUUAGGCAGCACAUUUUAGAAAGUAUUACACUGACUUCAAGAUUCAAUGGCUUCAUAUUUAAAACUUUUAUUCUGUCUGUGCCAUUCCUAAUAAUCUGUCUGAUAUGGUCUGACAUACCACUACAUUUAUUCUUUCCUUUGCUAACAUUUUCAUGGAAAGCACCGCGGUUACAUUCCUCGCACACCAAUUGUUUUGUUUUUGUGUAUUCCUAAGAUUGACUGAUUUUCGGUUUUACACUUUUAUCAGUGUGUGAUCUUUACAAAUACAGUUUGUCACACCACAAGGCGCUGUCUUUCUUUUUUAACCUCUGGGGAAGACCAACUGAGCUACAGACAAAUAGGUUAAAACACAAAGGGAGGAUCGGGUUACCAUCACGGCUUCAUACACAGCAAACACACUGUAGCAAUAGUGCAUGCUGUAAAGAUUGUAGUAAUAAAGAAUGUAUGAUUAAUUCCA
Molecule: messenger RNA, 3596 nt
Organism: Neolamprologus brichardi
Lineage: Eukaryota; Metazoa; Chordata; Actinopteri; Cichliformes; Cichlidae
Gene: cntf
Product: ciliary neurotrophic factor
Biological process (GO): ciliary neurotrophic factor-mediated signaling pathway; negative regulation of neuron apoptotic process
Molecular function (GO): ciliary neurotrophic factor receptor binding
Source: RefSeq, a predicted model, not a curated record